AUGAGCGGGUCGUUGGUCGCGCUCAGCACGUACUGCGGCCUCGUCGGCGUGCUGCUGGCCUAUUUCAACGUCAUGCACAUCGGUCUCACGGUCGUGAUCGCCACCGCUGCUAUUGUGUCGGUGCUCGGCUACGCGGCUGUGUUCGCCGGCUUUUGCUUCAUGGGUCGGACGUUGGUGCGGUCUCCGCUGGAAGCUCCGAUCGCGGCCAUUAAGCUGCAGCUCAAUAUCUGCUGCUCCAUCGCCACCUUCAUCCGCCGCGGGCUCAAGCCGCGCUUCCCUCAAUGGACGCUCACGUUCGAGAUCACGUGCAACAUGAUGCGCUACAUGUUCGAGGAGUUCGGCGAGGUCAUCGCCUUCGAGAACGCGGCGCUGCUCCGAGAGCCAUUCGCCAUGCACGGGCGACUGAUCCUCAAGUCCAACUGCCGCCAACACAAGACGGUGCCCGAGAAGCUCGAGGCCAACGGACUGGAGCACAUGUGGCUGCGUGACGCCGACAAGAAGCAGCAGCGCGUGGUGGUCAUCCACUUCCACGGCGGAGGCUUCGCGAUGUCGCACCCGCUGCAGGACGUGGAGCUGGCCAACCAGACGCACACGAUGCUCACGCAGAUUCUCAUGGACAAGUACCAGCUCGACGUGUCGGUGGACGUGCUGCUGGCCAACUACCGCAAGAGCCCCGAGAACCCGUACCCGACACCGGAUGACGACUGCCUCACGAUCUACCAGCACGUGCUGAAGCACGAGAACAUCUCGCCCAAGCUCGUCCUGUUCAGCGGCGACAGUGCCGGCGCCAAGAUGUCGCUCUUCAACUGCAUGCGGAUGCGGGACGCCAACAACUCGGAGCAGCUUCCCCUCGCGUGUCUGCUGUACUCUCCGAGCGUGGACUUUGAGGAGAAGGGAGGCGACGAGAAGACGCCGUUCUGCAUCAUGCCGGCCAAGUUCGUGGACUCGGUGCACGAGACGUACCUGGCCAAGGUGACGGACCCGGAGGAGCGUCUGAAGGCGUCCCCUAUCAACCACGACCUGCGUCACCUCCCGCCCAUGUUCGUCCAGUACGGGACCCUCGAGCGCUUCUAUGGUCAAGGCAAGCGGAUCAUCGCCAAGGCCAAGGAGCAGGGCGUGACCAACUGGGAGGUGGACUUCCUGGAGAACAUGCCCCACGACGCCGUCAUGCUGCCCACGGACGUGAGUCCUGCAGCGAAGGAAGGGAUUCGCCAUGGCUGCGAGUUCGCUGCCAAGCUGGCAGCAGAAAUGCUGAGCGCCGAGCCCGAACCGGAGUGCUAG
Messenger RNA from Phytophthora sojae, 1281 nucleotides. RefSeq lists its product as hypothetical. The transcript has a single exon. The record is from RefSeq and is a predicted model, not a curated record. Gene Ontology annotation, molecular function: hydrolase activity. Lineage: Eukaryota; Oomycota; Peronosporomycetes; Peronosporales; Peronosporaceae. The coding region runs from base 1 to 1281 and encodes 426 amino acids.